Molecule: messenger RNA, 2151 nt
Organism: Rhopilema esculentum
Lineage: Eukaryota; Metazoa; Cnidaria; Scyphozoa; Rhizostomeae; Rhizostomatidae
Source: RefSeq, a predicted model, not a curated record
AUGAAUGCUGUUGGAUGGCGGAGAAUUCUAGUAUCCAAAAAUUUUGGAAAGACGGGUGAGGAACUGAAAACAGCUUUAGCAAAAUUCACACGCAUACUGUGCACAAGAGAUAUCAACAAAGGCUCGAUUGAAGCAUUUGUUUCCUGUCGCUUGGUCCCUCUUGACAAGAAUCCUGGAGUUCGACCAAUCGGUAUUGGAGAAGUAUUGAGAAGGAUCAUUGGAAAAUCAAUUAUCCGUGUCAUUAAGCCUGAUAUACUCGAGAGUGGAGGAUCUCUACAGUUAUGCACUGGAUUACCUUCAGGCUGCGAGGCUGCUGUACAUGCAAUGAAAGAUAUAUUUGAAGAGGAAGAAACUGAUGGCCUGCUUCUAGUGGAUGCAUCAAAUGCCUUUAAUAGCUUAAAUAGAGAGGCACUAUUGCAUAACAUAAAAUAUAUAUGUCCUCCAAUGGCUCAAUAUGUAAAUAACUGCUAUGGAAAACCAUCUCGUCUCUUUAUCACAGGAGGUAAAGAAAUACCAUCUGCCGAAGGAACGACCCAAGGCGAUCCAUUUGCUAUGCCUGUUUAUGCAAUUGGAGUUAUGCCACUUCUAUCAUUGAUAAAAUCAGCUGAAAGCAAGGUAAAGCAUGCAGCUUAUGCAGAUGAUCUUGGUGGUGCAGGGACGUUACUUCACUUAAAAUCGUGGUGGGAAAAUGUUCUGCACUAUGGUCCUUUGAUUGGUUAUCAUCCCAAUGCAUCAAAAUCAUGGUUGGUAGUGAAAGAAGAGAACUAUGAGCAAGCUUGCAAGAUCUUUGGCAACACUCAGAUCAAUAUCACAACAUCAGGACGAAAAUACUUGGGUUCAUAUAUAGGGACGGCCAAUGAUAAAUCAGAAUAUGCAAACAAAGUAGUGAAUGGCUGGAUUGAAGAGUUAAAAGUACUAUGUAGAAUAGCACGCUCAGAGCCGCAUGCAGCAUACACUUGUUUUGUUAGUGGAUUUCGUCAUAGAAUAACUUAUUUAACUAUAGUCAUCCCUGAUUUUUGCAAAGCACUUAAACUGCUCGAUGCUUACAUAAAUGAACAGUUUUUACCGGUGCUAACUGAAGGCUAUCACUGCUCCGAAAUUGAGCGAAAACUAAUCAGUCUUCCGGUACGUCUUGGAGGACUUGGCAUACCGAUAUUUUCUGAGAUAGCUCAUCAAGAAUAUGCUUUUUCAAAGAGAGUGACCAGUCAGUUAUCAAUAAAUAUCAAGCAACAAGCAACUGAAUUAAGGCUUAACAACAAUGAAAUGAAGAAAACGAAGAUUGAAAUUGCCCAUGAAAGAACAAAAUCGCAUGAGGAGAAACUUGCACUGCUAAGAGAAUCUAUGGCACUCGAUCAACGCAAAGCAAACGAGCUGUCUUGUAUGAAAGGUGCGUCUUCAUGGCUCACUUCUCUUCCUUUGAAGGCUGAAAAUUUUGUUCUCAACAAGCGUGAAUUCCACGACGCAAUCCGAUUAAGAUAUAGAUGGCAUCUAAAGUUCAUGCCAACUAUUUGUGUAUGCGGAAAACACUUUUCCGUUGACCAUGCGAUGUCUUGUCAAAAAGGUGGAUACAUUCAUCAUCGACACAAUGAAGUACGUGAUCUACUCGGCAAGUUAGCAACAGAAAUUUCAAAUGAUGUUAGAAUUGAGCCACCUCUACAACAUCUCAGUGGUGAAAAUCUCCCAAGAAAUUCCAACAUAUCAGAAGAGGCAAGGCUUGACAUCAGCAUACGUGGCUUCUGGCAGAAGGAACAAAGUGCAUUUUUUGAUGUAAGGGUAUUCAACCCAUUCGCACCGUCAUACAGAAACCAGAAACUAAACAACACUUUUGCAGGGAAUGAAAGAGAGAAGAAACGCGCGUACAGUCAAAGAGUUUUACAAGUUGAGCAUGGUUCUUUUACGCCAUUGAUUUUCGCUCACAGUGGUGGUUCAAGUAGAGAAACUGAAAAGUUUAUAUCGGUUUUAUCAACGAAGAUAUCAGAGAAACGUGAUCUCUCAAUUUCACUGGUUACCAAUUGGAUUCGUACCAAGCUGUCAUUUGCACUACUUCGAAGUGCCAUACUGUGCAUACGCGGUUCCAGAAAUAGGCAAACAAAAGUUCAAGUGGACACAGCCAACAUAGAAAUUGUACAAACAAUAUCCCGGAUUGAUUAG